UACAGUAGGCAGGCAGUGUAUUCACCGUGCCGAACUGGUUGAAGGAAUAGCUUAUAACAGAGAGAAAGAGAAGACUGCUGUAAAUGUGAUCAUUUGGAGUCUUUAUCUCUUGCAGGAUGCAGCCAGCUUCUGCUUCUACAACUGCAUUUGAUGCCAUAGGUCAUUUUGUUAAACGGAAGAGGACUGCUUUGUGGUUCACCAUCUCCCUGCUUGUGGUAUCUCUUUUUAUAUUGACUAUUGGAUUGGCUGCGACCACAAGAACAGAAAAUAUAACUGUCGGAGGUUAUUAUCCAGGAAUAAUUCUUGGCUUUGGGUCUUUCUUAGGUAUUAUUGGAAUUCACCUUGUGGAAAACAGAAAACAAAUGCUAGUUGCCUCUAUUGUGUUCAUCAGUUUUGGAGUGGUAGCAGCAUUUUGUUCUGCUAUAGUUGAUGGAGUUUUUGCAGCUCGACAUAUUGAACCAAGACCUUUGUAUACAGGAAGAUGUAAAUUCUAUGCAAGUGGAUCUGGGCUUGCUUAUGAAAUGCAGCAGACAGAAGUAACAUGCUCUACUGGAAGUAGCCGAUGUAAUCUAAGAAUUCGGACCCACACAUGCUAUUGCUGUGACCUCUAUAAUUGUGACAAUUCAGAUGAGGCCACCAGUUAUUAUGAAUUUGUAGGGGUGAACAGCUGCCAGGAUGUUGUUCAUUUAUACCGGCUGCUUUGGACAUGCACCAUCCUUAAUAUUGUGGGCCUGUUUCUUGGCAUAGUCACUGCUGCUGUUAUUGGAGCAUUUAAAGAAAUGGCACCUGUUUCACAACACAACUUUAAUUCCCCUCCACCACAGAUUCUAUAUAACCCAGCUCAACAGAUACUAACCUACACUGGGUUUUGUUCUCCUACAUCCUCCCUCCCUUCCUAUGCAUCAUACCCACUACCGCUGCAGCCAUCAGGAUCCUAUCCAGCAACUUCCUCUGCAGAUAUUUCCUUAUCAGACGAUAACCAAAAUGCAUCUCACUCCAAUUCGAUGACUGGACUUUCUUCUAAUCCACUUGCACAAUAUGCAUCCACAAUCAUGUUACCAGGAGAGAAACCGCCACCCUAUGCUCCUUGAUGCAUGGACCUUCAGCACAUUCACUGGCAGGAAAACAAGAUUUAAAAGGGCUUUCUGCAGAAGUAAUGAAACCACUGACAUUCCUUCCAACUAAAUAUUUACCUUCCUAACUUGAAAAAGUAUUCACACCAGUUGUGAGAUUAGUGACUAAAUAGUCUAGACGAGACAGAGCUUUACAUCAAUAUAUUUUACUAUGUGUUACUUGCUAGAGUGUUAAAGGAAAAAAAUAUAUCUUUGUACCGUGUCCAUGUCUGAUGAAGAGAUCUAGGUAGUCUCGAAAGCUUGUAAUUUAUCGUCUUUUUAGUAAGGCAUUAAAAAGGUAACUACUGAACUCAAGUUUUUCUAAUUUGCUGGAGUGUGUCUUUUUGACUGUUGUUGUACUGAGAUGAUACACACUGCAGUAGUUAUACAUAUGGAUUUAAUCUGAAUAAAAUUUACUGCUGAAAUUGUACAAUGCUUGAAAUAAGUGUUUUAUUCCUCUUAAUAGAUUUCUCUGCUCCUAUGUCACUCUUGUGAAAAGAUGACCAA
Molecule: messenger RNA, 1619 nt
Organism: Hyla sarda
Lineage: Eukaryota; Metazoa; Chordata; Amphibia; Anura; Hylidae
Gene: TMEM255B
Product: transmembrane protein 255B
Exons: 9
Coding region: 117-1091 (324 amino acids)
Source: RefSeq, a predicted model, not a curated record